AUGCUCGCUCUCUCUUUUGUCUUCCAGCUCGUACUGGCAAGCCUCUUUUUCGGGAUUUAUGGCUCUCCUAUACCAGACACAACUGAGACAACAUCAAAUGUCACCCUCCAGGGGCAACCAACAUCGCGAGCUUUAUACUUCAUUGCUCACCGAGUAUUAACACGAAACGGCGUCAGGGCGGCUCUUAGCCACGGCGCGAACGCUAUUGAGGUCGAUCUGACCGCGUGGAGAAACGGGUGGUGGGCAGACCAUGAUGGGAACAUUUUCAGCCGUGCAGACAGAGCAGAAGCUGUGUUUAAUGAAAUUGCUACCCAGCGCAAAAACGGAGCAGGCGUCACAUUUGUGUGGCUAGAUAUCAAAAAUCCCAACUAUGCAGAGACUGGCAUUUCAUCUGUCUCAUAUCUACGAGAGCUUGCUCGCAAGCACCUUGAACCCGUGGGUGUUCGUGUGCUAUUCGGCUUUUCGAAGGUUUCAACUGGCAGGACGAAGAAGGCUUUUGAUAUCGUCCGAGAUGGUCUCAACAAGAAUGAGGCAAUGUGCAUUUGGGACCAGUCGGCGAAGACUCUGGCUUUUUACAAGCAGGAAGCCAAAAAUAUCCCAACUCGCCAAAAGAUGUUGGACAAUGGAUUCUUCCACCUGGGUUUCAGGCCCAGUGUCUUUGGGGAUCUACGUAAGGCUUCUGAGUCCCGGGACCGUGGUGAGGUAGCAAAGAUUUUUGGUUGGAACAUCAGCUUCGGACAGCGCCGAUAUGCCGAAAGGCUACUUGGGGAGUCGAGGGUGGAUGGCCUCAUUUACGGAUAUACAGCCUGGAACUACAAUAACUCAAGGUUUACCCGUGCGAUGAUUGGCUACCUUACUGGUUGGCUCAAAGAGCACUCAAAAACACACCACUUGGCUACGAAGGAUGAGUUUCCUUGGUGA
Molecule: messenger RNA, 921 nt
Organism: Ophidiomyces ophidiicola
Lineage: Eukaryota; Fungi; Ascomycota; Eurotiomycetes; Onygenales; Onygenaceae
Exons: 1
Coding region: 1-921 (306 amino acids)
Biological process (GO): lipid metabolic process
Molecular function (GO): phosphoric diester hydrolase activity
Source: RefSeq, a predicted model, not a curated record